AUGAAGCAAGCAUUCGUUGACCGCAACACCGCCGUCACCAUUCGAGACACAGAAAUCCCCAGUCCCAAGGAAGGUCAACUUCUGAUCCGGGUCGUGGUAUCCGGCACCAACCCCAAGGAUUGGAAACUCCCGCAAUGGCCCAUGCGUGAUGGACAUGGACCAUCAAAUGAGGGAGAUGACAUCGCCGGUUAUGUUGAAGCCGUUGGAGAAGGCGUUGUGGGGUUCAGCAAAGGUGACAAGGUUGCGGCCUUCCAUCAGAUGUUGACAGCCGAUGGGAGCUUCGCCGAGUACGCGAUUGCUCACGCAUACACGACGUUUCAUCUUCCAGCAAAGACCAGCUUUGAGGAGGGAGCCACUAUCCCUCUUGCGGCUAUGACAGCCGCCCUGGGCCUCUACCAACGAUUGAACUUGCCCUUGCCUUGGAAUCCAGCAUCUGAACCUCUACCACUGGUGGUCUAUGGCGGAGCUUCAGCUGUGGGUGCGUACGCCCUGAAAUUCGCUAAGCUUUCCAACAUUCACCCGCUCAUCGUAGUGGCUGGAAGAGGAAAACCCUAUGUGGAGACCCUGAUUGAUCGUAGCAAGGGAGACACAAUCAUCGACUACCGUGACGGUGAUGAUGCUGUGAAGGCCCAAAUCGCAGCUGCUAUUGCUGGAAAGCCUAUUCGCCAUGCGUUCGACGCCGUCUCAGAGAAGGGUAGUUACCAGAAUAUCGCUAGCGUGCUAACCUCACCCGGGACCAUCACAACUGUGCUCCCUGCCACAGGCUAUCAAGCUCCGACAGGCAUUACGAUCGUGGGUACUAAUGUAGGAUCCGUCCACCAUCCUCCCACGGAGGGCAAGGAGGUUGAGGAUAGGGAAUUCGGUGCUGCCUUUUUCCCUUUAAUUGGACGAGGCUUGACACAGGGCUGGUUCUCGGGACAUCCGCAUGAGGUACACCCUGGUGGACUUGGUGGUCUGGAAGGAGCACUCAAAGAUUUGGCAGCUGGAAAAGCCUCGGCUGUCAAGUAUGUUGUUCGUAUCGGGGAAACGGAGGGCGCUUCGCAAUGA
Penicillium angulare is the source of this 1047-nucleotide messenger RNA. Its product is annotated as zinc-binding alcohol dehydrogenase family protein. NCBI's taxonomy places the organism in Eukaryota, Fungi, Ascomycota, Eurotiomycetes, Eurotiales, Aspergillaceae. Gene Ontology annotation, molecular function: oxidoreductase activity, acting on NAD(P)H. Bases 1 to 1047 code for a protein of 348 amino acids. The record is from RefSeq and is a predicted model, not a curated record. The transcript is spliced from 2 exons.